AUGGCGCCGCGUUGCCAUGGCGCCGCGUUGCCAGGGAGCGCCGCCCCGCGCGCCGCNAAGGGAAGGGAGGAGAAGGCAAAGGCGCUUCCUCUUCUCGAUCUGCCCUUUGCCCUUCCUGGCGCUGGGGCCCGCGCUCUUCGCCUUGCCCGCCGCCUUCUCGUCGCCCUCGGCGGCGGCGGCGCUGGCGGCGGGCGGCUCUACCGCGCCGGGGAGGACCCGCUCAGCGUGCUGGCGGCCGGCACCGUGCGGCGCGCGCUGCUCAACUCCUCGGCCGCCUGGCUCGUGCAGUUCUACAGCUCCUCGUGCGGGCACUGCGUCGCCUUCGCUCCCACCUGGCGGGCGCUCGCGGGGGACGUCAAGGACUGGGAAUCCGCGAUCAGAAUUGGUGUGCUCGAUUGUGGGGAAGAAGAGAACUACGAGACAUGUAAAGAAUAUGGUAUUCACUAUUACCCAACGUUUAGGUACUUCAAAGCAUUUACAAAGCAGUUUACGACUGGAGAAAAUUAUAAAGGAGCGGAUCGGGAGCUGCAAACAGUUCGCCAGAUGAUGAUUGACUUCUUACAGAACCACUCCCAAGAGCUGAGGCCACCUGCUUGCCCUCCCCUGGCCCCAAUUUUGUCCGGUGAUAUUACUUCCCUUUUUGGCAAGAGUAGCCCUCAUUACACUGCCAUCGUGUUUGAAAAUAGUAACUCCUAUGUUGGACGAGAGGUUAUCUUAGACUUGAUUCAGUAUGAAAACAUUGUGGUAAAGAGAGCACUGAAUUUUGAUAAGCCUUUUCUGGAGAAACUCGGGAUUAGCUCUGUCCCUUCGUGCUACCUGGUGCAUCCAAAUGGAUCCCACGGAUUAAUUAACAUUUUGAAGCCCCUACGCUCUUUYUUUUCUUCGUAUUUAAAGUCACUGCCAGGUGUAAGAAAAAAGCUUCUUUCGCCACCUCAGCUACCUAUAAAAGAAAACAAAGAGGAGAGCACAGAAAUCAAGGAGUGGAAAGAGUUUGAUAAAUCUAAGCUGUACAUGGCUGACCUUGAGUCAGGAUUGCAUUACCUGCUCAGGGUAGAGCUCGCCACGCACAAGACGCUUGAGGGCGCAGAGCUGAAGACCUUCAAGGAUUUUGUUACCAUCUCUGCCAAGCUUUUCCCCGGCCGUCCGCCUGUGGUGAAGUUGUUAGAGACCUUGCAAGAGUGGCUGGUGAGCCUUCCAUUAGACAAAAUCCCUUAUGAUGCUAUCCUAGAUCUGGUCAACAACAAAAUGCGGAUUUCAGGGAUAUUUCUCACUAAGCGAGUUCAGUGGGURGGAUGUCAGGGCAGCAGAGCCGAACUGAGAGGUUACACCUGCUCCCUCUGGAAGCUCUUCCACACCUUAACUGUUCAAGCUGCACUGCAACCAAAAGCACUGCUCAAUACAGGUCUUGAAGAUAAGCCACAAAUAGUCCUUCAGAUCAUGCAGAGAUACAUUCAGCACUUCUUUGGAUGCAAGGCCUGUGCUCAGCACUUUGAAGAAAUGGCUAAAGAAUCCAUGGAUUCUGUUAAGACCUUAGAGAAGGCUGUUCUCUGGCUCUGGGAGAAACACAACGUAGUGAAUAAUAGACUUGCAGGUGAUUUGAGUGAAGAUCCAAAAUUUCCCAAAGUCCAGUGGCCAACUCCCGACCUUUGCCCUGCGUGUCAUGAAGAAAUUAAAGGAUUGCACAGCUGGAAUGAAGACCAAGUYCUACAGUUCAUGAAGAAUCACUACAACAGUGAAAAUAUUUUAUAUAAAUACACUGAAGGCCAGACUGACUCCAAUGAAGUUGAACUUGGAGAUACAGGGGAGACGAAAGACAAAAAUAAGAUCGUGGACCAAGAAAAUGUACAAGAUCCCAAAUUUAAAGUAUUAGAUAAGCUAACAGCAAACCAAGCCCCUGUCAAAGAUAGAGGUAAAAGUGCAGUUGAGUCAGCUGGUCAUAAAGAGACCAAACAGUCUGUGUCAUUCUUAGGGAUUGGGUUUUCAAACAUAGACAUGAGUCUGUGUGUUGUACUGUAUGUAGCAUCGUCCUUGUUUUUAAUGAUAAUGUACUUUUUUUUCAGAAUGAGAUCCAAGCGGUGGAAAGUGAAGUAUUAUCGUUUAUCUGUAUAGAAUUUUACAUCAGAAGCAAAGCUUUCCUUGUACGUGGCUGUUCAGUUCCAGGUGCAGCUUUAAUAUUUAUGAUCAGGGAUUUUAUAUACAGUAUUGCUUGUUUCAGAACCCUUUCUUCCCAAUUCAUUUCACCGUUGUUCCAGCUCCCUAUACAGCUUGCUGUUAAGRGCGCUAAUCUCUGACUGCCACAGGCACAUAGUGCUACCCUAAAAUGUCUACAGAAGGAAGAAUUGCCUUUUCUGGUUAAGAUUUUCCAUGACUUGCCRGCUACAACCUUUACUCGUUGUAAGUAAACACUAUAUCACUACAUUAUACAAUUAAUUGUGCCUGGAUGGGAAAGAAAAUYGAUAUUUUCUGUACUUUAAGUUUUUUGAUAUAUAUACAUAUAAAUCCAGAGCUGAUUUUCCUGCAGGAUUACUGAAGUUAUACUGAUACCUUACCUUUGGAGGAGCAAGAGCUUUGAUUUUUAGGAAACAAGCUCUGUUUUGAUUAAGCAAUUCUAAACCUCUAUUCCCAUUACGUAUUUAAAGUGAAAAGUAUUAAGUGUUCAGAUAAGUCUUCCAUUCUCUUAUGAGUUCCAGCCAAACCUGUAAAUGCCUCUGCUAGGAUGAGAGCUCUGGGACGGUGAGUGUAUCUGUAAGAAGCCUGAUUCUGGUUUUGCUGAUAUUGCCAUCAUUUUAUAGAGUUCAGAUCUAAGCAAGAACGGAAUUGGACCCAGAGUUUUUCCUGCUCUGCUAUUGAAUGCAUUAAUGGAGCACUAGACAAAUCCCCUUGAUUGGCUAAUUUAUGAUGCAGAGGAGUCAUUAAGUAAUCAUUGAUAUGUCAGUCUUGGGAAGCCAGUUCUGGUGGACUCCUGUGAAAGGAAGCACAAUUUUUAAUGAAGGCAAAUGGGACUCCCGUGGCACGAGUGCCCCGGAACCAACCCACGGAUCUGGAUGCCCUGAGCUUCCUGUGGCUCUGUGUAAAUCCAUUCCACUGAAAUMGUUUCUGUCACUUGAGAGGCAGUGCAGGAACUUUGUGCUGCUGUUACCAGUCACAGAGAACAUCACCUGCCAGCUGCAAAACUUCCUGUAAGUACCUUUAAAAAACAGAGCAGCCUCAUGAUCUUGUCCUGCUCCGAGAGUGCGACACCAUUUGGGACAAAAAGGGAAGUUUAAGUCCRGGAACUCCUCAUUCUAGGACGUGGGAACCCAGCAGUUGUGUUAACCCAUCCGCCGGGAUCCAGGUGGGCAGUGACUGGAAUAAAACAUGGAACCAGCUACAGAAUUACCCYUCAGAACAGGAGUUCCUCUUUGAUCCGAGCUGUGGGGGAUAAUUCACAUCCUGGAUAGCGAAGUUUAUAAUCCUAUCCAUUGUAAUUGAGCAUGUUCUAGUUAUCCAUUACCUAAUCUGUAGUUAAUCCUAAUAGGUUUUGGCCUCGAUGUUUUCUUGUGGCAGUGAGUUCUACAGAUUAAUUAUGUUAUAUAAAAAGGCUUUUCCUUUCAGUUUUCCAUUUGUAACUCUUAAUUGAAUGGUCCCUAGCUCUUGUGUUACGCGAGAAGGAGUAAAUAGUCCCUGGCUAAUUCGUUCUUACAUCGUAUCAUUCUUCACUGURUGGUUAGUGUGAGCUCUCUUAUUGCCAUCGUCCGCCCUCGGAUGAAAAGCUGGGAGCUCUGCAAUAGAAAUGGGCUACAAAUCAGCACAAAACCCCAGUGAGGAUAUUCUUCAUAAGUGGAUCUUCUUCACUGAGAAACUCGAGUCAAAAAUCAGACUCYCGGUCAUUGUCUUUGUGGGAUCUUCAAUAUUAAGACUACCUGUAAGCAGCUAUAGAAAGAGUGAAACAGCAGGUGRCAAGUCAGGACUGGCUCUGGAGUGCCCUGAAUUUUGUACUAGAAUCCAGGGAAAGAUCCCAGGAGAAGGUUAAUUAAGAGGAUAACCCAGAGAUUUCAAUUUUACGUUGGCAAACUGGGCUACUUUUAUGUGACUUAACUGGGGAGAAUGAGCCAAAACCUCAAAGUUUAGUGUCCCUUAAGUAGAUCCAUAGGGCAACAUAGGUACCGAAGGUGGAAAAAGUUGGAUUUACGUAGGGCUGGAUUUCCCGCCAGCAGUAACAUUGCGAUGCAUAGGGAAAUAAGUAAAGAUUUUGCAAGUCUGUAGGAAUUAUUUUGACAUUAAAACAGCCGUUUAUGUGUUUGGGGAUAUGUUACCUUUCUGUGACAUGUGUUAACUUUAUGUUGCCUUGACCCUGUGRUAAAUGUGUGCAAAAUGACCAGAUAUUGAGACAAGCAGUGAUUCCAGCGUGUUCCCCGGGAGGGCUAAAGCAGGAAAGCAGAAGGCCUCUUGGCCGUGGUGGGACUGACCCCCUCUGCUAGCGGUGCCGAACGCCUGCCAGACCUGCCUUGCCUCCGGUAAACCUUGCUUUAUUCCGUCUUAUUUUGUGUCUUUGUAACGACAGUUUCUGUCCUUUUGCGUAUUCCGGCUGCUAAGGCGGCGUUAAGYCCACCCUGGAAGGGGAGCUGCUGCUUUCCGUGGUGCACCGUAGGUAGGUGAGGUGCAAGGAAGUAUUUCCUUUGUCAAAAUGCCUCAAAGCACCAUCUUUUCAGACCCCUAACUCUAAUUUGUGUAUUGUGAUACAUCACAAAAGCUUUCAUAAACACUUAGACAUCGUACAAAAACUCCUGAGAGUCACUUUCCAGAGGGAUUUCUGGCCCUUUGUGAUUUAUGGAGACUUUGCUAUAUAAGGAGGAAAUACUAAACCUGCAGAGAAAAUAAAAGUACAGUGGCAUAUGCGAGGUCAGAGGAAGAAGAGCUGCAAGUGCUAAAGAGACCACAUGAAAUUAUUCUCUGAAAUUACCAUUUUUAACUCCAAACAGUGUGUGUAUACGUCCUGCUCUUCUGGUUCAGUAAUGGAUGGUAAUGGUCUACAACCAUUGUAGAAAAGGUCCAAACUGUAUUUUCUAGGUCUCUGUAUUGCAUAUGAGGUGUUUGAAAGAGUGGAUAUAACGGUUCAAUAAUUUAAGUGUU
Molecule: messenger RNA, 5112 nt
Organism: Nothoprocta perdicaria
Lineage: Eukaryota; Metazoa; Chordata; Aves; Tinamiformes; Tinamidae
Gene: QSOX2
Product: quiescin sulfhydryl oxidase 2
Biological process (GO): protein folding
Cellular component (GO): Golgi membrane
Molecular function (GO): protein disulfide isomerase activity; flavin-dependent sulfhydryl oxidase activity
Source: RefSeq, a predicted model, not a curated record